This is a messenger RNA of Physcomitrium patens, 2803 nucleotides long. Its product is annotated as naringenin-chalcone synthase. Gene Ontology annotation, molecular function: acyltransferase activity, transferring groups other than amino-acyl groups. Gene Ontology annotation, biological process: polyketide biosynthetic process. Lineage: Eukaryota; Viridiplantae; Streptophyta; Bryopsida; Funariales; Funariaceae. The record is from RefSeq and is a predicted model, not a curated record.
GCUGCUUGAAUGGGCCUCAGGGCGAAGUGAAGAUUAAUGAGAUUCGGGGAAUGCUCUUUAUGCAACUAAUGCCUCUGGCUAGAGCGCGGUGUUCGCCGUCGAGAGGUAUCCUAGCGGCUGGCCCUAGUCCAUAAAGGUUCUCUGGGGUGGACCCAGUUUCUAUUGGAGGAAAGUCGGACGCGUGUUCUUGUUUGGAAUGACGAAGGCGCUGCGAUUCUUCGUGGUCUUCAGCCUGACUCUCAGAGUCUCCCAGUCACGCUGGUGUGCUGGAAUGGAUCGUUCCGCUGAUGUCGAAACUGACCAAAAUAUAAGAUUUCAAAGGGCCAAGUCAAGACCAGGAGUUCUGUGCAAAACUCGAUUGCGAAAUUCAAAAAUUGUCGUGCAAUUGUGAAAUUCAAAAUUCGCCUCCAGACGGGAUGUGUACACAUGGAGUAGCAGAGUGGUGGGGUGAAAGCAGAAAAAAGGUCAACCGCUUUCAACAGCGAUGACUCCGCAGAAAGUUCCUGAUGAAAGUGCCAACAUCGCGAUGCUCUUAAAGGGCACACGCUGUGCAUGAAAAUAGCAGGGUCGAUACGAGCUUGAAAACGGAAGUCGCCACCCAACUACACCGUCUAUCAUUUCUCUGGCAAUCUCUCCGAUCGUUGUACUCAAGUUACUUACGAAAAUAAACUAGCUCGUGGCGAACUAAGAGAGUGGGGGUGUCUCCGCAGAUCCCGACUGGUAGCAUAACUGAAUCGGUGCGUAGAACAACCUCUCUUGUUGCAGGAUUAGCAGACAGACAAAGUCGGAAUACGUUUGGCAGCACAGAUUGAGAACUAGAGUGAGGAGAUCGACCGGGGUUGUCCAAUGGCUUCUGCUGGGGAUGUUACGAGGGCCGCGCUUCCCAGGGCCCAGCCCCGCGCUGAAGGGCCAGCCUGCGUGCUAGGCAUCGGCACUGCGGUGCCUCCCGCGGAGUUUCUGCAGAGUGAGUACCCCGACUUCUUCUUCAACAUCACCAAUUGCGGCGAGAAGGAAGCCCUGAAGGCCAAAUUCAAGCGCAUCUGUGACAAGUCGGGCAUCAGGAAGCGCCACAUGUUCCUCACGGAGGAGGUGCUCAAGGCCAACCCAGGCAUCUGCACGUACAUGGAGCCCUCCCUGAACGUCCGCCACGACAUCGUGGUCGUCCAGGUCCCCAAGCUCGCCGCCGAGGCCGCCCAGAAGGCCAUCAAGGAAUGGGGCGGCCGCAAGUCCGACAUUACCCACAUCGUCUUCGCCACCACCUCGGGCGUCAACAUGCCCGGAGCCGACCACGCCCUGGCCAAGCUGCUCGGCCUGAAGCCCACUGUGAAGCGUGUCAUGAUGUACCAAACCGGGUGUUUCGGCGGUGCAUCCGUGCUCAGAGUGGCCAAGGAUCUAGCCGAAAACAACAAGGGCGCCAGAGUGCUGGCAGUAGCGAGCGAGGUGACCGCAGUCACAUACCGAGCCCCGAGCGAGAACCACUUGGACGGGCUUGUGGGCUCAGCUCUGUUCGGCGAUGGCGCCGGCGUGUACGUGGUUGGAUCCGACCCCAAGCCUGAGGUAGAGAAGCCAUUGUUCGAAGUGCACUGGGCUGGAGAGACCAUCUUGCCAGAGAGCGACGGAGCCAUCGAUGGACAUCUCACCGAAGCGGGGCUCAUCUUCCACCUCAUGAAGGAUGUACCCGGGCUCAUCUCCAAGAACAUCGAGAAGUUUUUGAACGAGGCCAGGAAGCCAGUGGGAUCACCGGCAUGGAACGAGAUGUUCUGGGCGGUGCAUCCCGGAGGUCCAGCCAUUCUCGAUCAGGUGGAGGCGAAGCUGAAGCUGACGAAGGACAAGAUGCAAGGGAGCAGGGACAUAUUGUCCGAGUUUGGCAACAUGUCUAGCGCCUCUGUGCUGUUUGUGUUGGAUCAGAUUCGGCACAGGUCUGUGAAGAUGGGUGCGUCCACUUUGGGCGAGGGCAGCGAGUUCGGAUUCUUCAUUGGCUUCGGACCAGGACUGACACUGGAAGUGCUUGUGCUCCGCGCCGCUCCCAACUCCGCUUAGAUUCCACCCCACCUCUCCUUUUUACUCCCCAUUCUCACCAAUUUGUAUCAUAUCAUAUUAUUGCAUAGCAUUGCAUAGCAUAGCAUAGCAUAGCAUAGAAGUGUGCAAUUCAAUUUCAAUGGUAUUGCUUCCUGAGCUAGAGUUCGCGCUUAAUUUAAAAGAGAAAUCAGGUUAUCGAAUCAACCUACGUUCUUGCUUCAGCGAGCUCUUUACACACUCUGAAAUCUAGGGUUCCACUGUUUCGUAUCCGGAACCUGAACGAUCUGGCGCCUGUGGGUAUAUUUCUCUCGCUGUGCUAAAUUGGCAGUGCAUCUACUCUAGCGUUCUUAUUGUUCACUCAAUUUAUUUCUGGAAGACAGGAGUUUGGCAAUGUAUAGUCACAAUGCAAUCAGAGGUGCGAAGUACAGUCUUAUUUAGAAAAUUAGGGCUGGAAGAAGAUGAAGUGGGAGUGUGUAGUGCGCAUUGUGCCGAUGGAUCUGAAAUUCAUCAGGAAUGUAAUUCAUCGGUGAUCUCCGGACCAUGUGUUCGUUUGAGCUUUUAUAAUUGCAGCCUCUAAGUCAGCUGCGAUUGUUCGACACUACCCACUGUUUCUUUGAGCUGUUUCUCGUCACUUUUGAAUCUGUUGCUGUAGCAUUGGAAACUGAGAAGAGAAGGGUCUGCAAGGAAUUGGUUGGUUGCAUUGAACUCAUGGUAGCAUGGCCCAGCCAACAAUUAAUGAAAACUGUGAUUUGUUGUCUGUCGGUCAUUGAGAAAGUUAAUCCUC